Symsagittifera roscoffensis is the source of this 1797-nucleotide messenger RNA. Its product is annotated as protein lifeguard 3-like. Lineage: Eukaryota; Metazoa; Xenacoelomorpha; Acoela; Convolutidae. Gene Ontology annotation, biological process: negative regulation of apoptotic signaling pathway. The transcript is spliced from 3 exons. The record is from RefSeq and is a predicted model, not a curated record. The coding region runs from base 24 to 959 and encodes 311 amino acids. Gene Ontology annotation, cellular component: endoplasmic reticulum; Golgi apparatus.
AAACUUAUUAAAUAGAAUCGAGAAUGUCGGCUCCACCGCCUUACAACCCAUCGUGGGAUCAAAGCUAUGACUCAAAGUACCCUCCUCCACCCAAUAACAGUGGAAUGCCACCCCAACCAUCUGCUCCUGGGGGCUGGCAGAUGCCGCCGCAGACAAACUACGGCUAUGGUGGCUCAUAUGGGGUUGUGGACGAUACUCCGCCACAAAUGUCUGGUGGCUAUGACCCCUACAAGGACGAUGUCGAGGCACAGCAACCCAAUCGCCCGCCGCCACCGGUCUCGUUUGCAGCCCCAGGAUUCAGUGACGUCAACAUUCGAGCUGCAUUCGUGCGAAAAGUCUACUUUACCCUCUCGACACAACUGGGAAUCACAUUCGCUAUCGUUGCACUGUUUGUCAAUGUCGACUCAGUCAAGACAUUUGUACGUGAGAAUUCGGCCUUGUACUAUGUCGGCUAUGUGAUCUUUCUUAUAUCUUACUUCAUGCUGGUGUGUUGUCAAGGACUCAGACGAAAGUUCCCUGCUAAUGUCGGACUCCUCAUGAUUUUCACUCUGGCUUUCUCCUACAUGAUCGGAGUCAUAUCCAGCUACUAUGACCUGGACUCCAUCUUCAUGGCGCUCGGAAUAACCACUGGAGUGACUCUGGCGGUGAGUAUCUUCUCGUUCCAGACGAAAUACGACUUCACCAAGUGGCUCGGAGUCGCCGUUGUCGUCUCUUUCUGUCUCUUUUUCUUCGGAUUCUUCAUGAUCUUCUUCUACAGCAAGGUCAUGCACCUGAUCUACGCGGGAAUCGGCGCCAUCUUGUUCACGGUGUUCCUGGCGAUCGACACCCAGAUGAUCGUCGGUGGGAAGAGACAUGAAAUUGAUCCCGAGGAUCACAUUCUCGGAGCCAUUCUGCUGUACAUCGACAUCGUUUACAUCUUCCUGUUUAUUCUGCAGAUCUUGGGACGAUCUGGAAACUGAGCUGGGGAGUGGCGUACAAUUGACACAACAAAAGAAAUAGAGGUGUAAGAAGUUGAGUAAUGGUAGAUUGAAAUGACAUAAGCGUAAUCCUUUCGGUUAAUUAAAUCAUUUUGGCAUGCGAUAUUGAGAUACACGAGCACUAGCUCUUGUGUCACUUCAACUGAUAAAGCUUGCAGCUUACUUAUAGAUGUAAAUUGGAAUUGUUUCGCUCUCAAAUUGUAAUAUUGGACUUAGACCUAUUCUUUCUGCUUGGGAUAACAUUUACAAAAUUUUUGAUGCAGUCCAUCAAUCAAAUAACAAUGGGGUUUUUGAUCGUUAGCUGCUUGUAAAAUAGUUUUUCAGUUCGCAAAUAAAUAUUAGAUAGAUGUCUAUACUUUUGUGAUAAACUCCUCAACUAUUGCUUUCAAACAUGAUAUUUUAUAACGUUUUGUUCAACAAGGACUUCAAGAGAUAAAUAAGAAUAAAUAAGAAAUAGAAAAGGUUCUGUUCUUUUUUCAAAAUAUUUAAAAAAUCAACUGUUAGCUUGUAAUUAAUUGCAAAUCGAUGCCGUAAUAGUUGAGCAGCCUAAUUAUCAAAUCAUUUAAUUAUGCGAGCUUAGACAACAAAAGUUUUGUAUUUUUGCCAUUUCCUCUGGUUCCUUAAUUUUGAAUUAUACAUACUAACUGACGUAUUUUUGUAGUUUAAUUGAUCAGCACUGUAAUCUUCAUCCCAGUGUAUGUAAAAUAGAGAAAACCCUUUGCGCGUUUGUGUCAUAGGAUAGUGCCAUUUAUGAAUUUGGUUCCAUUCAUAGCUGUAUCAACCAAUAUCAAUGUGAUCAAUUUAGUUUUUAUUAAACCUA